Messenger RNA from Acanthosepion pharaonis, 1866 nucleotides. The record is from the annotation of a GenBank genome assembly. Lineage: Eukaryota; Metazoa; Mollusca; Cephalopoda; Sepiida; Sepiidae.
AUGGUUGAUGUCUGGACGAUCGACUCGUUCCCGCCAUUAGAUGCUUUACAAGAGGGAUGGACGUGCUUGUUGUCAGAACAAUGGCUUCGUUAUAGUCUUCAUACAUUUACUUAUCUAUCUAUCUAUCUAUCUCUUUCUUCUGUCUAUCGUUCACUCCUCGCUCUUUACUCUCACUCUUUCUCACUGUUUACUCUCACUCUUUCUCACUGUUUACUCUCACUCUUUCUCACUGUUUACUCUCACUCUUUCUCACUGUUUACUCUCACUCUUUCUCACUGUUUACUCUCACUCUUUCUCACUGUUUACUCUCACUCUUUCUCACUGUUUACUCUCACUCUUUCUCACUGUUUACUCUCACUCUUUCUCCUGUUUACUCUCCUCUUUCUCUGUUUACUCUCCUCUUUCUCACUGUUUACUCUCCUCUUUCUCGCUUCACUUUCUCUCUCUCUCUCUAACACUUUACUCUCUCUCCUCUUUCUCUCUCUCUCUCUCGCUAACACUUUACUCUCUCUCUCUCUCUCGCUCUCUUCAUUCUCUCUCUCUCUCAAUCAACACUUUACUCUCUCUCUCUCUCUCUUUUUUCUCUCUCUCUCUCUCUAUCAUUUAACACUUUUCUCUCUCUCUCUCUCAUUCUUCUCUCUCUCUCUCUCUCAUUCUUCUCUCUCUCUCUCAUUCUUUCUCUCUCUCUCUCUCUCUCUCUCUUUCUUUCUCUCUCUCUCUCUCUCAUUCUUUCUCUCUCUCUCUCUCAUUCUUCUCUCUCUCUCUCUCAUUCUUCUCUCUCUCUCUCAUUCUCCUCUCUCUCUCUCUCUCAUUCUUUUCUCUCUCUCUCUCUCUCUUCUCAUCUCUCUCUCUCUCUCAUUCUUUACUCUCUUCUUCUCUCUCUCAUUCUCUACUCUCUCUCUCAUUCUCUCUCUCUCUUCUCUUUCUCUCUCUCUCUCUUUCUUUUUCUCUCUCUCUCUUUCUCUUUUUCUCUCUCUCUCUCUCUUCUCUUUUUCUCUCUCUCUCUCUCUUUUUUUCUCUCUCUCUCUCUUUCUUUUUUUUUCUCUCUCUCUCUCUCUUUCUCUUUUUUUCUCUCUCUCUCUUUCUCUUUUUCUCUCUCUCUCUCUUUUCUCUUUUCUCUCUCUCUCUCUUCUCUCUCUCUCUUCUUCUCUCUCUCUUUCUCUCUCUCUUUCUUUUUUCUCUCUCUCUCUUUCUCUCUCUCUUUCUCUUUCUCUCUCUUUAUCUCUCUCUCCUCUAUCUCUCCAUUGGUCUUCUCUUUCUCUCUCUCUCUGUCGCUCCUUCCUCCCUCUCUGUCGCUCCUUCCUCCCUCUCUGUCGCUCCUUUCUCCCUCUCUGUCGCUCCUUCCUCCCUCUCUGUCGCUCCUUCCUCCACCUCUCUAUACCUACAUUCUCACCGCUCUAUACCUACAUUCUCACCUCUCUCUCUCUCUCUAUCAUUCUCAUCAUCUCUCUCUUCAUUCUCUCUCUCUCUUAUCAUUCUCUCUCUCUCUCUAUCUUUUCACCUCUCUCUCUCUCUCAUUCUCACUCUCUCUCUCUCUCUCUAUCAUUCUCCUCUCUCUCUCUCUAUCAUUCUCACCUCUCUCUCUCUCUAUCAUUUCUCACCUCUCUCUCUCUCUAUCAUUCUCUUCUCUCUCUCUCUCAUCAUUUCUCUCUCUCUAUCAUUCUCUCUCUCUAUCAUUCUCACCUUUCUCUCUCUCUAUCAUUCUCACCUUUCUCUCUCUCUAUCAUUCUCACCUUUCUCUCUCUCUAUCAUUCUCACCUUUCUCUCUCUCUAUCAUUCUCACCUUUCUCUCUCACUAUCAUUAGCAUAUAUAUAUAUAUAUAUAUAUAUCACCGGUUCUUUCUACCAAAACCAUUUUUUUGUUGA